Messenger RNA from Silurus meridionalis, 7288 nucleotides. It is a transcript of the gene agap1, whose product is annotated as ArfGAP with GTPase domain, ankyrin repeat and PH domain 1. Gene Ontology annotation, molecular function: GTP binding; GTPase activator activity; protein binding. Bases 549 to 4100 code for a protein of 1183 amino acids. Lineage: Eukaryota; Metazoa; Chordata; Actinopteri; Siluriformes; Siluridae. The transcript has 18 exons. The record is from RefSeq and is a predicted model, not a curated record. Gene Ontology annotation, cellular component: nucleus.
AGGAGGAGACGGAUCUCCGGCUGCAGGCGUCGCGUUUCCAUUAGCCUCGUCGUGCAGCGCGCAAACCGUGACUCCGGACGCGUGUUUCACGUGUAUGAGUGACCCCGAGCACGCGGAGGCGCAAACAAAAGCGGAGAGACGGAGAGAGCGCGCGGCGCGGUGCUGUGCAGCGGUCGGGGACGGCGCGCGCACAAUAGGCAGCACCGCUUGACUUGCCCGGGACGCGCGGUUCGAGGUGCUGCUUUCUCUGAGGAUGGACAGUGUCUCUGCGGGAUAGCAAAGCGGGACUUACUACAGCGCGAGCACUUUUUUGUAGACCCGGGACAUUUGUGCGACCCGAUGGAGUUCAGGACGGUAUUGUUUCGGAUCGUUAUUCGUUGAUGGAAAGCUGAACGUCCGGUACUCGAUUGCGUUUUAGGUGUAGAUGACUCAAAUUCUCUUGAAUUAAUAUCCAUAUUAUUAUUAUUAUUAUUAUUAUUAUUAUUAUUAUUAUUGCUGCUGUAUUAUAGGUAUUCACUCUUCAACAUAUAUUUGUUUAAUUGUAAAGAAUGUUUCUGCUUGAUGGAAAUUGUGUAGAAAGGAUGGAUCGGGGCACACCGCAAAGGAAAACUGUUUACAGGAUCUCCCUUACCUUAGUGAAAAGGGAGAGCCUGCAAGAAGGUGGUAGUGGAACUGCUUCACUGGCCCGACGGCUGGAGAACCCGAAGGUGAGCGCUUAUCGGCGUGAAGGCUCUGUAGAAAUCCAGCGUAGUUGUUUCCUGGAACAGGUCAAAGAAGUGGAGGAUGAAACGGACGAACUGUCUUCUCAGGCAUACAGGAACUUCCGAACAUUCAGCACUGGGCAGUUGGAACUCAGCAGGUCGAAAAUCUCUCGAAAGGCAUUUAAUUUGCGGAAGGACAACUCGAUGGAAACGAAUGAAACGUGCACCAGGACACCACCAAAGGAUGCUCACGGUAGUGAUCGGGUAGAAAAUGGUGCUCAGCUGCAUGAAAGUGAUUUGCGUUCAAAGGCAACGGAUGAGAGUAAUGGAAUUAACGAUGCUGGUGCUGAGUUAAGCUGCAGAGCAGCUGCUGGCAACAGGGAAAGUGUGGGUGUUAAUUUGAACAGAAUCCUCCAGACUUCCAGGAGUGCUGAAGAGCAGGUCAGCAGAUGUGGGGCUGAAGAUCAGGCAGCUGAAGAAGAUGGCAGUUGUCCCAAGGAGAGCAGCUUUGCUUCUUUGCCUGCUAAAGAGGACGGAAAUGUUGAGAAGCAGACGCCCCAAACCCCACCGGCCAAGAGGCACCCAAGCUUGCUGCGUCGGAGUUUCAGCUUUCGCCACUGGGCAGGAGGGGAGCUGCUGCGGCUUCGAGCCCUUUCCAAAGAGAAGCAUCAUAGCAGCUCGGGCUGCAUUGGGCGUGAUGAGGCCCCGACUCAAUCCUCUGUGGUCUUGCAAAACCCAGCCAUUGAGGAUCCUGAGAAGGACAGCGCUUUUGAUGUGGAUGAGGUCUUUGUUCAGGAGGACUCCUUGAAAGAACCCAAUCGUAAGGACCGCGCCAAGGGCAAAAACCGCACACUGGACAACAGUGAUCUUCUUAGGCUCUCUGAGAAACCCCUGGUGGAGAAAGAGGGCUUUCUCAGAGCGGCUGGCCUUCGCUCUAGCGGCCAGGAACGCAGGCUCCUUCGCUUCUUCAGCGGGAUCUUCUUGAAGAAGGACAGUACCUCGACGCCACUGAGCAGCCCCAGCAAUCGCUCCUUUUGCAGGAAUGGACUGAUGAACUCCCAGAAGAGGGUCAUCAGGGGCUACUCGCAGUCCAGCACCGAAAGUGUGAACGGCUUCCUCCGGAACGAUGCUUUUGUGAACAGCCAGGAAUGGACCCUGAGUCGCGCAGUACCAGACCUCAAAGUGGGUAUUGUGGGGAACUUGGCCAGUGGGAAGUCUGCUCUGGUGCACAGGUAUCUGACUGGGACUUAUGUUCAGGAAGAGAGCCCAGAAGCUGACGUGGAUGCAGGUGGACGCUUCAAAAAGGAGAUCGUAGUGGAUGGGCAGAGCUACCUCCUCCUUAUCAGGGAUGAAGGGGGCCCUCCGGAGGCUCAGUUUGCAUUGUGGGUGGACGCAGUGAUAUUUGUCUUUAGUCUAGAGGACGAGAUCAGCUUUCAGACCGUAUAUCACUACUAUAGCCGGAUGGCAAACUACCGCAACACUGCUGAUGUGCCCCUGGUGCUAGUGGGAACUCAGGAUGCUAUAAGUGCAGCUAACCCCCGCGUUAUCGAUGAUGCGCGAGCACGCAAACUCUCCAACGACCUGAAGAGAUGCACAUACUAUGAAACCUGUGCCACCUACGGUCUUAACAUAGAGCGCGUCUUUCAGGACGUGGCUCAGAAAAUUGUCGCGAACCGGAAGAAGCAGCAGCUCUCGAUCGGGCCUUGCAAGUCCCUCCCUAAUUCUCCCAGCCACUCCUCUGUGUGUGCUGCACCCGUCACUGCGGUACACAUAGCUCAGACCAGUAAUGGAGGAGGCAGUCUGAGCGAUUACUCCUCCUCUGUACCCUCCACUCCUAGCACAAGCCAGAAGGAGCUCCGCAUCGACGUGCCUCAGACGGCCAACACUCCCACGCCAGUCCGGAAACAGUCCAAACGCCGCUCCAACCUGUUCACGUCUCGCAAGGCAAGCGAACCAGACAAGGAGAAGAAAGGACUCGAGGGCCGAGCGGACAGUAUCGGAAGCGGCCGCGCAAUCCCAAUUAAGCAGGGAAUGCUCAUGAAGAGGAGCGGCAAGUCGCUGAAUAAAGAGUGGAAAAAGAAAUAUGUGACACUUUGUGACAACGGAGUUCUGACUUACCACCCAAGCCUACAUGACUACAUGCAGAAUGUACACGGGAAAGAGAUUGACCUGCUGCGCACUACAGUCAAGGUUCCAGGGAAAAGACCCCCGAGGGCCAUCUCAACCUGCGCAGCCCCCGGCCCCAAAACAAACGGCCUUGCCAAGGACAUGAGCAACUUGCAACUCGCGCAGGCCCCAGGCUCCGUGACCAGCAGCUCUUCAGCAUCCCAAAUGGCAAGUGGCAUCAGUCUGGUGUCCUUUAACAGCCGGCCGGAUGGCAUGCACCAGCGCUCUUACUCUGUGUCCAGCGCCGACCAGUGGAACGAGGCCACCGUCAUCGCCAACUCGGGGGUCAGCACAGAGCAAGAGGAGAAUUUUGAGUUCAUCAUCGUGUCACUGACUGGCCAGACGUGGCACUUUGAAGCCACUUCAUACGAGGAGCGUGACGCCUGGGUGCAGGCCAUCGAGAGCCAAAUCCUGGCCAGUCUGCAGUCCUGUGAGAGCAGCAAGCAGAAGUCGCGUCUGACCAGCCAGUCUGAAGCAAUUGCACUGCAGUCAAUCAGGAACAUGAGAGGAAACUCUCGCUGCGUAGACUGCGAGGCCCAAAACCCUGACUGGGCCAGCCUGAACCUUGGAGCUCUCAUCUGUAUCGAGUGUUCAGGUAUCCACCGGAACCUCGGCACUCACCUUUCACGCGUGCGCUCUCUCGACUUGGAUGAGUGGCCUCUCGAGCUCAUCAAGGUCAUGUCUGCUAUCGGCAAUGAUCUAGCCAAUACCGUGUGGGAGGCCAAUGCACAGGGACGGCUAAAACUCGCACCUGACGCCAGCAGGGAGGAGCGUGAACGCUGGAUCCGGGCCAAGUACGAGCAGAAGCUGUUUGUGGCGUCUCUGCCAUGUGUGGAUCUGACUCUGGGCCAGCAACUUCUGCGUGCUACUGCUGAGGAGGACCUGCGGUUAGUGGUGCUGCUGCUUGCACACGGCUCACGAGAUGAGGUGAACGAGACAUGCGGUGAGGGAGAUGGCCGCACUGCGCUGCAUCUAGCCUGUCGCAAGGGCAGUGUGGUGAUCACGCAGCUCCUCAUCUGGUAUGGGGUAGACAUCAUGGCACGAGAUGCCCACGGCAACACGGCACUGGCAUAUGCACGCCAAGCCAACAGUCAGGAGUGUGUGGAUGUGUUGCUGCAAUAUGGCUGCCCGGACGAGCGCUACCCACUCAUGGCAACACCCAACCUCUCACGCAGAAACAACAACCGCAACAACAGCUGCAGCAGCAGCACAGGCAGCACUGCUCUUAUCUGACACACACCCAGCCUCCAUACUCAGACAAAUAAACGCUCACCUUCAUAUCCAUUUGCAUAAAUGCACACUUGCCCUCACCACACAUCCCCCUUCCCCCCCAGCUCUUUCUCCUUUUUGCUAGAAACAGAUUUGAAAUCAUGAGAAAUACAUACUUCACCACGAUGACGAAGACAAAACAGUAACAGAACCACUGAGUUUGCACUCGCACUGCCUCACACCACCACUAGCUUGUCUUGAGGAAGUUAUUCUUCCCAUUCUACUUGCCUAACCAAUCACACAGUCGCCCCUACGCCAGGUGACCUGUGAUCAGAGAAUGCACCAACCCCAACACGAUGGUUGGAGAAACUGUCUGAACCUGCUGCUGCCUCCAUCCACUAACGCUGCAGGACACAUGACUGGAGAUGAAGAUGAGGCCAAAUCAGAAGCUAAGUGAAUGGCAAGCGACACAUCCGUUCAGAUUCAAAGCAACCCGGUCCUCAUGCACUUUUCCUUGCUGUUUAUUGCGUCACUAAAAUGGACAAGAAGUGACGCUGGAUCAGUCCCAGAGAUCCUAGACAACUUCUGCAGUGCUUUUUUUUUUUGCUUGGUGUUUAAAAUGCACAUGUUCCAUGUCUUUACUCAUUUCUUCCCUUUAUCAGCCUUUCAGCCAAAUGUUUAGUAAAACUAUGUAAAAUUCUGCCCUUUGUACAAUUUUGUUCCUUUGUUUUUUGUUUUUUUUUUGUCAUUAAUGUGAAAAGACAAUAAUGCAAAGACCUUUUGGGAAAACAUUCAGAUAUAACAGAAAGAGGCUUGUCCUUGUUUUCUUUUGAUUGAGUGACUGAGUGGUACGGAGUUCCGAGGGCAUUUGUGGACCAUGUGAAAUAUCUAAACUCUCUGUGUGAAUGGACCACACUUAUGUGCCCAUAUCUUUUAUUAUUCUAUAGUCUGUUUUGCAGAACUAAAGGGAAUUUUCUACCUGAUUAAUAGUUGUUGUUGUUUUUUUUCCCUCUGCUGCUGCAUGCUUCUUUCUCCGCUGCAAAUGAUCAGGUCUUAUUUAGCCGAUUUCGUCAGAUGAUCAACUCUAAAGUGACAAGCUCCCAUCUCCAUUUCCUGAAGGGGCUCGUCACGAUCGAGCGUGCGUGUCUGCGCUCUUAUGAGGCCGAGGGACGGCAAGGAGUCUUUCUUAUUCACGUUAGCCAUAUUGAUAAUAUUGAUCAGUACAGACUUGUUUCCAGAUGAAACAGCAUGCAGAGUGGAGCAGGCUCUGACCUCGCAGGCUCGUCAAUACAGAAUGCGCGGCGUCUGCAUUUCUCCCGUGCUUUAUGAUGGAAACAUUAGUGCGGGGAGCGCCUGCAGCCUCAUUUACCUGUUCUUACUCAAUAUUAGGUGCUCAGGAGAACUCUCCUCUAUAUGCUACAUUCUUAUUAAUGCCAGAAACGCGUGCGUGUGUGCAUGCGUGAGUGUGUGUGUCGCGUACGCUCGUGCAGGUUCAUUUGUCAGCACUGGUCAAAAUGUCUAUUCAUUACCCGCUCAUUACUUGCCGAGGCCUUGGAGUGCAGAGCCCUGUUCGGCUCAGUGAAGAGAUGGCUCAUUUUUUCCUGCGCUGUAUCCUUUUCAUCGUAUUCACUCUAUCACUUAGUCUUUUAUAGAAACUCUUUGGUGGAAAACUUGGUGAAAAUGAAGAGAAUACGUUUUUUUUUUCUUCCCCCCUUUCCUUUUAAUGUUCUAGCCUGACAUCCAUGGGCUUGACGCCAGGCUACAUUAAAAAAAAUCAUACAAAUGUGUGUUUACUAGUUCUCUCUCUCUCUCUCUCUCUCUCUCUCUCUCUCUCUCUCUCUCUCUGUCUAUCUAUCUAAUCUUUUUUCUUAAUGUCUUUAACUUUCUGUCUUGUGUGUUUUCGUGCUGUACAGGCUCAAGCCAUGAAUGACCUGUAUUUAAGCAAUACUAAGCCAGAUGAAAGCCAGGCAACUAUCUGUAGUAAUAAUUUUCCCACACUAGUAUUGGCUGCUGUGUGGCUCUGAGAAAUGUAAGACUCUGUUUCAGGUCAUAUGUCAUAAAGGAGGUUGUGUUCUGUAACAUGGCGCCACUAGCUUUAGGGACUGUCACUGAGCAGGUAACACGAGUCUAUAGUCUGCAUUACUAAAUCAAGUAGGAAGAUGUCCAACCUGCCAGGGGUUCUGGGUUUUAAAGAUAAUGUAGGGACGAAGCCUGAUCUCCAAAACCUCUGUGUCUUCUUAAGGGCACUGUGGAAUGAGACAUGGGUCAAAGAGAGUGUACAGAGUUUGAGUUUAAUUGAAAGGUAUAAGAUGUUAAGUGUUUGUAUAUAAUGUAGCAGAUCUGUAGAGGUCUCAGUACCAGACACAGUUAUUUAUGACACGAUGCUUUAACGCAUACACACAAACAUUGAUUAUAUUAAGCAACCCACACUUUCAUGCCCACUUCAUGCCCUUUCCGUGAAAGCCUGACUUUUUUCGAUUUCUGCGUGCAUGAAUGUAAAUUUCCUCAUAAAUAUCCAACAGGUGAUGUUUUUUCUUAUUUCUCGUCUCAUUUACCUUUUUUUUUCUUUCCUUUUUACUCUUUUCUCUAUUGGAAGCAACUUUCAUCUAGUGGUCCAUUUCUCUCAUCGUGUGUCCAUAUUAUUGAACUGAGACAGAAUGAAGGAGUUGCACCACCACCCACACGACCAAUAGCGUGAGAGCAACCAAAGCAGACUCUAUACGUCCGUUUUAAGCUGCUUACAUGCACCCGUGAUUUUUAGACCAGUAUCUGCUUGCCGUGUAGCCACCACUUUCUGUACAUAGCUGUAAAAAAAAAAAAAAAGAAAAAAAAGUGAAAAUCAUGUUUUUGCUUUGUUGUUGUUACCUCAUUUUGUCGACAGUAUGCAGGUGAUGUGUCCAAUCUCGAGAGACCUGAUUAUUUAUAAGCGAAUAUGCUAAUCUAAAAAGGGGAGGGGCUCUCACACUACUUAUCUUUUUUUUUUUGGUUUUUUUUUUGUUUGUUUGUUUUUUGUUUUUUUUUUUGUUUUUUUUCAAACCAUUGGUAUCACAAUUACAUCACUAUGAUUGAUUGUUCUUGUUGUAUAUCUAAUUUUUAUUAUUAUAUUGAGUUUGUGUCAGCUGUACAGUUCCAUGUUGAAAAAUUAUACCUGAUGCAGAGUCUUAUACUGUAAUGUGUCUCCUUUCAAUAAAGAAAAUUACUUCGUAAUAUAA